AUGGCUGGAUCGUACGAAAAACGUAAGCCUUUCAAAGGCAAGAAGUUUCACAAAGAUCUUCGAGAGUUCAAGUCGCAAGAGAUCAAGCGGUCGUUGGUACACCGAGCAAGAUUGAGAAAAAACUACUUCAAGCUCAUUGAGGAUGAGAAAGAGUCUGAGAUUCCUGGCCAGGAAAAGGUCCAACAAGACGAGCAAGUGGAGAGCAACGACGAAAACAGCGAUGGUGGUGACGAUGAGGCUCCUAAAGGCAGAUCCCGAACCGCUCUACCCCCACAAAGAGCCCCUCCACCUCCGCCAAAGAGAAAGCCUCUCAACUUUACAGAGAGAGCCAAACUUGCUAAACAAAGAAAAGAGCAGCAGAGAGAAGAGAAGCUCCAGAAGGUCCAGGAGAGACGUCAAAUGUUGGAGAAGAGGAACAAGCAGAGAGAAAUUCAGAAGGAACGGUUGUCGCAGAGAACAAAGUCCGGACAGCCAGUGAUGGGCCCCAAGAUCUCCAACUUGUUGGAUAAGAUUAGACAGAACAAUUAG
This is a messenger RNA of Sungouiella intermedia, 528 nucleotides long. The record is from the annotation of a GenBank genome assembly. Lineage: Eukaryota; Fungi; Ascomycota; Pichiomycetes; Serinales; Metschnikowiaceae.